AAAAAUCUAUGAAAUGUGUUUGCAUGCUCGUCUCCGUGAGCGGGGAUGUAGAGGUGGGAUUGCGAGAGCGGAGAGGCUCGGGAGCCCACGCGUUCAGGCGUCCAGAAAAAGUGCGUUUGGACGUGAUUCGCCGCCCGGUUCGGCGCGCUCUCGCCUUGCUCAGGGGCUCCGCGCUUUCCGGGAGCGCACCGUGAGCUUUUGCUGCUUUCGUUUUGACGUGGAUCGGCGCGGCAAGGGAUCGGAGACGGACCGCUCGGACGGACACUCGGAGCCCUCCCCUCAGCUCGAAGCCGCCUUGGUAGUUUACCGGUUGCCAGUGGGAAGAUGACGGCUGAGGUCUAAAGCUGGUUCUGCGGCGCCAGGGCCUGCCUGCCAUUGGCUGGCCAGUUUGUCAAAGAGGAGGCUCCUCCCUCAUCUGGGUAUCCAGUGGACUGAGAGUACUGCCUGGCUCCUCCUUUGCCAAUCCCCUGUCCCCUCCCCAACCCCACCCCCUACCCACCCACGAACACACAUACACACACUCACACCCUGGGGCUGGACCAUGUCUGGCGGACGGCCGGAGGGCAGCCGGACACCCGAGGCCCAGGACAAGGACAAAGAUAAGGACAAGGAACGGGAGCAGCACAGCUGCAGGGAAGACAGCCCCGUCGUUGAGCGCCGCAAUCGCAGCGGCAUUAUUAGCGAGCCCCUCAGCAAAAGUCUGAAAAGGUCUCGCACUCUUUCCCAGUACACAGCUGCCUGCCCACAAAACACCAACGGACUGAGCCAUAACGGCCAGGCCAAGGGGAAGGUCCAGCCUGGCCAACGCAAUCAGCAACAGCAGCAGCAUUCGUCAUCCACGGCUUCGGCCCUGGUGCCUGCCAAAGCGGACCGGAGCCUGGAACAGGCACUUGAAGGACACAAUGGCCUACUACACUUUGCCCAGGCAGCAGCGCUGCUCAAGCGAGCAGGCAUGGAGCACAUGCUGCUGCCUGGGGGCAUGGGUGCAGGGGUGGGAGUGGGUGGAGUGGGCACUGAAGCAGGGUCAGGUGACCUGGAGGGUGCAUCAGCAGGUGAUAGUGUGGGAGGCCACACGGACUUCCCGUAUGGCAUAGGUGGUGGCUUUCCCUUCAACCCGGCUGGGCUUUUCAUCAUGACGCCAGCCGGUGUGUUCCUUGCCGACAGUGCCCUGCACAUGGCCGGCCUGGCUGAGUAUCCAGCACACAGUGAGCUGGCCUCCGCCAUCAAUGCCGGCAAAAAGAAGCGUAAACGCUGCGGUAUGUGUGCGCCUUGCCGGCGCAGGAUCAACUGUGAGCAAUGCAGCAGCUGCCGCAACCGCAAGACGGGUCACCAGAUCUGCAAGUUCCGCAAGUGUGAGGAGCUAAAGAAGAAACCAUCUGCUGCACUGGAGAAGGUGAUGCUGCCAACGGGCGCGGCAUUCCGGUGGUUCCAGUAGGGCUGUGAUCGCCGACCUCCACCCAAAGCUCUGCCAUCAAGUGCAAUGCUAACUCUCGCUUGGACCGACUCCAGCACCGACACUGGCUAGCAAGCAUUCAAUCCACGAAAAAAAAAAGAGGAAACAACCACCAGAAACUUCAUAGAAACACACACACGCACACACACUCACACACACACACACACACACACACACAUACACAGACACAACAAAGCAGAAACGCAACAAAAACGUAAUCAAUCGAAUAAUGGAUGCACCUACUUAUUCCUUGAACCAAAAAUUAAACAUAAUAAAAAAAAAAAAUUAUGGCAACUUUCAUUCCCUUUUAUAUGUUUCCAUUUUGGUACCUUUUUGUCCUUUUUCCAGCAGGUUUUUUCUCUCGCUUAAACAUUGGAACAGUUCAUUGCCAAACAGAAAUGACGGACUGAGUGUGGACAAUCAACAAAAUUUCUGUGUUUGGUGUUAAUGUCGUUCACGUGUGGAAAGAUACAGUACUUGUGUAGAGAAUGUAAAUUUUACAGCUAUAUUUUAAAACUAGUGGCUCAUGGCAAGCACUAUUGUAAUUUAGCACCGUUGUUCUUACUUAAAACUCUGUAUUUUAUUGAUUGUUUUCUUUUUUUUUAGUUUGAUUUUAAAUUUAUAGAUUGGAAAAACUGAUCAAUGUUUGUCAUUUAAGAAAAAGAAACUAUUUCAAGAUGUAAAAAUCCCGUUUUUCUGAAUGGAAUGAAAGAACAAAUAUAUGUCGAGACCCCAUGGUAGUGUAUGGUCAGAAUAGAUGAUGACUGUUGUACAUGUGGGGUUGCUACUACUGGAAGCUCCUUGACCGCCAAACCAUCCAUCUGUCCUAACAUUUAAGUCUGCACUGUUUUGUUGUAAGACUGCGGCCAUACUUUUCGUUACGACGUCGCCAUUGUGCAGGUGUGGAUACAUCCUCCUAAGCACUUGGAGACAGCACUUGCCCAAUUAAACGCACUGAAAAAUUAUUCUUUUUUUUAAAAAAAAAUUGUUUGUUGGUUACUUUUUUUUUCAUGACAUUGCCAGUAGCUACAUCUUUUAAAAUGAACAGCGAUGUUUGUAUUGGAAUUAGAAGUAUGGGCUGGUUUUGUGAAUAAAAACAAAUGCAUGUAUUUGUGUCAAGAA
Molecule: messenger RNA, 2575 nt
Organism: Ictalurus punctatus (channel catfish)
Lineage: Eukaryota; Metazoa; Chordata; Actinopteri; Siluriformes; Ictaluridae
Gene: cxxc5a
Product: CXXC finger protein 5a
Exons: 3
Coding region: 542-1435 (297 amino acids)
Cellular component (GO): nucleus
Molecular function (GO): methyl-CpG binding; zinc ion binding
Source: RefSeq, a predicted model, not a curated record